Messenger RNA from Serpula lacrymans var. lacrymans S7.9, 794 nucleotides. RefSeq lists its product as uncharacterized. The transcript is spliced from 6 exons. The coding region runs from base 234 to 659 and encodes 141 amino acids. NCBI's taxonomy places the organism in Eukaryota, Fungi, Basidiomycota, Agaricomycetes, Boletales, Serpulaceae. The record is from RefSeq and is a predicted model, not a curated record.
GUCCCACCGCGAACGUGCGGCUCAGCCAAGGCGUAACGAUCAUUCCGGAAUAGGCAGUGAUCUCUUCAUAAAACUUCACCUCUCUUACUUGCUUAUCUCACACAUCCCCGCGUAUAUAUAUAUACCUUCCCUCCCCUUCACCUUUCCUUCGAUCUCCUUCGCCCUUUGUAAUACAUCCCCUGUCAUAUCCACCAUCCCUUUGUCGCAUACAUCCAUCUUACCACAACUCGCAGAUGGAUCGCUUCCUUGCCCCCAACACCUCUGAGGCUCGCGCACACUCCCAGCUCACCGAAAACUGGCUCUACUGGGACAUUGACCACCCUACUUUCAAUGAAACACUCAUUGCUGGGUGCGCUUCGUACCAGGCAAUCAACAGAUACCUUACAGGCUCUGACCUGUUCAUUGUACCACGCUCAAGAACUGAAUUAGAGCGCAUAUUGAGGCGUUACGCUCAUGAUUCUAUACACAAUGCCAUCUCUAGGUCGCGUUCAAGCCUUGAGUUGGGCGGUUAUAGUCGGACGUGUCACCUCGCAGAGGAUUCUAUACGUAAUGUUCUCAAUACCGGUGAUAACGUAGCCACUCUUCUCGCACUCCACUGCCCAGCAGAUCCGACGAGGCGGAAUAAGGGUUAUUCGCCUUCUCCCAUCAAGACGAACUAAACUAUCUGUACGUUUGUGUACGUCCUUCGCCUCAAAAUCGCACUCCUGUACCAUCAACACGCACCACGAUUUACUUUAUCCUGUUGACUGUAAUCGUGUAUCACCAUUUUGAUACAAUUAUCAGUGUUACAAACA